GCGGGGCAGCGAGCAGAGCGCGGCCGGGGUGGACAGGACGGUGAUCAACACGAGCCAUCCCGUACAGGAUUCUGUGAACACAGAGGCAGUGCACACAGGUAAGGCAGUGCACACAGGUAAAGCGGUGCUCCCUGCAGCCCUCAGCACCCCUUCUGUCUGCAGUAGCAGUGGUGCACUGAGGACUACUCUUAGCUCACACAAGACCUUGUUCCACUGCCACUAAAGUGGAGGCAAACUCUUUGGACACAUCUAGAAAUGCAUCUGUGGCUCAUACCCGUGUGGCUGAGCAUGUCCAUUGGUGUAGCUUGAUGCUGCAUGUUAAAGGCUGUUCUUCUGGAUUCAGAAAGAAAGAAAUGCCUGUCUGGAGAGGGCUUUCUGGCUGCUUUGGAGAAGGAUGCAAAAGAACGAGCUGAACGAAGGAAGAGAAAUGAACGUUUAGCAAAUGCUCUGAAGGAGAAGGGAAACGAUGCCUUCAGGAAAGGGGACUACAGCACAGCUGCCCAGAGGUACACUGAUGGCCUGCAGAAGCUGAAGGAUGUGCCGGAGCUGUACACCAACAGAGCACAGGCCUACCUGAAGAUGCAUGAAUAUGGAAAAGCCAUUGGUGACUGUGAGUGGGCGUUAAAGUGCAAUGCAAAAUGCAUCAAAGCCUAUUUUCUAAUGGGGAAAGCUCACCUGGCGCUUAAGCACUAUGAUGAGUCCAGGCAGUGCUACCAGAAGCUCUUACAACUUGAUCCCCAAAAGAAAAUUUUAUUUAAAGAUUGCAUGAAUGAGGUUAACUUGGAGGAGAAAAGAAUGCAAGAAGAAGACAGAGCGAUGAAAGCAUUUCAGUCCGGAAAACAUGCAGCUCUGUCCAUAAAAGAUCUGCUGCAGAAACUCAAUAGGCCAAACCAGAAUAUCUUCUACUAUACGGGAGGGAUCCAAGUUCUGAUAGGAGCUGUGAAGGAGUGCACUGAGCAAACUUUAUUUAGAACAAACAAUGGGUUCAGUAUCAUCAAUGACAACGAGGUCAUAAGACGGGGCUUCUGUGCAGGAAGAAAGAGCACUGCUGAAGUGGAUCUGUGUGUUUCUCUUCUCUCCCUUUGGCAAGCUGUGUGCGCUGGGAAUGAAGAAAAUCAGCGGCUGCUGUUGACUCACCCUGAUGUGAAUGCACAGCUGUUGGAAUUGCUGUGUUCUGGUGUGUUGGAGAUCCAAAAGGAGACGCUGGCUCUAAUUGCUCUCUAUUCAGAUAAUGAGAAUGGGAGGAGACUGUUGAUUAGGCACCAGGACCUAUCCAGAUGGCUGCAGAUAUUGGUGACGUUUGUCAACAGCACUGAUGCCAGGGCUGGCAGUGCCAUGAGUAUUCUGUCGGAUUUAAUUCAAGAGGAAAAGUUCAAAGCACAGUGUCGCCUCACGUUUUCCACAUCUGUUUUACCAUUGUUCAUCCAACUGCUGGCCUCAGCCAAGCAGGUGGACCAGGCAGCCCUCUCACGUUGCAUUGGCAUCAUGGGGAACCUGUGUGCAGAUGCAGCCAUCCGAGUGCAGAUGGCAGAGUGCAGUGAGUGCUGGCAAGCCUGCUUACAGCUGGUGGAUGGAUGUGCUGAUGUUGGCACACCCAGAUAUCGGGAGUGUGUGUUUGCAGUGCUGGGCCUCAUGAUGAACUUACUGCUUGAAUCAAACUCCGUCAUCCAGUGCCUUGCUUUGGACAUAAGUGGCAGAUGCAUGUCCCUGCUCAGGGAUCAGGAUGGAAGAACUGUGACAAGAGCCAUUGGAGUGCUGAGUCGCAUCCUGGCAGCAUCCCCACUGGCAGUAGAAGAAGCAGUGAAAGGAGGAGUGGUGAAGAAAAUGAUCAAAUUCUUGAAGGCUGGAGGACAGACCACAUCCAGUUACGCUAUAAGGACUCUUUCCAUCUGCACAAGAAGCAGCAGACAAGCCCAGGAAGAGGUGGUAAAGUCAGAUAAGAAGUUCAGCGUACUGCUGAAGCUCCUGGACUCAGAAAAUGAAAUGAUUGUGGGAAAUGCUGCUUUCUGCCUUGGUCAGUGCCUCGUUGUUCCUGGAGCAGCAACAUCCUUACUGAAUUCCAACGUUGUGAUGGCUCUGUUGAAACACGCUGGUGGUGAUGCUGCAAGAACUUCAGUGCAGGAGAAUGCAGCAAUUGCUCUGGGGAAGCUGUGUGUUGCAGAACCAAGGCAUAUUUGUCAACUGCGGGAGCUCAAUGGCAUGGCCAUCCUCAACUCCUCUAUGAAAUAUGUGCACAGCUCCUGACGUCCCCCAGAGGGCUUUGAUAAAUGCUGUUCAUAUCCCUUACUGUUCCAUGUUUUCUUCUUUUCUUAAUAAAGCUCAUUCAAAGCA
Messenger RNA from Centrocercus urophasianus (Greater sage-grouse), 2331 nucleotides. RefSeq names its product tetratricopeptide repeat domain 12 (gene TTC12). The record is from RefSeq and is a predicted model, not a curated record. The transcript is spliced from 20 exons. Gene Ontology annotation, molecular function: protein binding. The coding region runs from base 316 to 2244 and encodes 642 amino acids. NCBI's taxonomy places the organism in Eukaryota, Metazoa, Chordata, Aves, Galliformes, Phasianidae.